GUUUUGGUCACAGCGAGGAGGGCACUGCAAAGUCAGUUCAGUUCCCUGGAAACUUCAUCAUGCGUCCCUUCGCAGCGAUUCUGCGCGCGGGCGCCCGUAUCUCGGGUGCUCCAAAACGUUCCCUCACGCAUCUGGCACGCACAACCUUCUCGCAGACUCUCCUGAACAUCCCGGAGACCCGCGUGACCACCCUGUCCAAUGGUGUUCGCGUUGCCACCGAGAAUAAUGGAGGUCCGACGGCUACCGUCGGCGUGUGGAUCGAUGCAGGAAGUCGAUAUGAAACCGAAACCAACGGUGUCGCUCAUUUCUUGGAGCACAUGGCUUUCAAGGGAACCGAGAAGCGCAGUCAGACCGAUCUCGAGCUUGAGGUCGAGAACGCCGGAAUGCACUUGAACGCCUACACCUCCCGGGAACAGACGGUCUACUACGCCAAAUGUCUUACCAAGGACGUGGCAAAGGCGGUCGACAUCAUCGCCGACAUCACUCAGAAUCCUAAGUUGGGCGAGCAAGAAAUCGAGCGCGAGCGAUCUGUGAUCCUCAGAGAGAUGGAGGAGGUUGAAGGCAACCUUCAAGAGGUGGUGUUCGAUCAUCUCCACUCGGUGGCAUACCAAGGAACCCCUCUCGGCAUGACAAUCCUCGGUCCCACUGAGAACAUCAAAUCCUUGAAGAAGCAGGAUCUUCAGACCUACAUCAAGGAGCACUACACUGGUUCUCGUCUCGUGAUCGCUGGAGCCGGCGGAAUCGACCACGACGAACUCGUGAAGCUCGCCGAGCAGAACUUCGGCAAAGUGUCUAACUCGAUGGAUCAGAAGGUCUAUGACGUAAUGCCCUGCCGCUACACUGGAUCCGACAUGAGAGUGCGUGACGACGACAUGCCUUUCAUGCACGCAGCCAUUGCUGUCGAGGGUGCUGGCUGGAAGAAUCCGGACAACAUUCCUCUCAUGAUCGGCAACACCAUGAUCGGCUCGUGGGAUCGCUCCCAUGGAGGUGGAAACAACGCGACCUCUCGACUCGCCGCGGCUUACGCAGCCGAUCCGGACCAGGUGGUUCAUUCUUUCCAAUCGUUCAACACCUGCUACAACGACACCGGUCUCUGGGGAAUUUAUUUCGUAGCGACCAACGGUGUCGAAGUUCAACGGGCGGUCCUCCAAAUUCAAGAGCAGUGGAUGAGGCUCGUGACCGGCGCCACCGAAGCCGAUGUCACCCGAGCGAAGAACCUUCUCAAGACAAAUCUCCUCCUACAGCUCGACGGAACCACAUCCAUCUGCGAGGAUAUCGGACGUCAAAUGCUCUGCUACGGACGACGAAUCCCUCUCCACGAACUGGAGGCUCGUAUCGAUGCCGUGGACGCAGCGACGCUCCGAAAGGUCUGCGAGGAGUAUCUCUAUGACAAGUGCCCCGUCGUCGCCGCGGUCGGUCCCGUCGAAGGUCUUCCCGAUUACACGAUUCUUCGGGGCCACAUGUGGCAGGUUCGGCUCUAGGCGAAUUCGAAUUUUCAUUCUAGUUAGUCGUAAGCUGGUUCGAAUGACUCAUUUGAGAAAUGCAACCCCACGGGGAGGGGUGUCGGGACAUGGGCAAAUGGGCAACGGAGACGUGGGAACGAGAUAACGAAGCAGUGGCAUGUUGCUGCCAAUAAAGUCUGGUUAUAAGUCAA
Molecule: messenger RNA, 1654 nt
Organism: Galendromus occidentalis (western predatory mite)
Lineage: Eukaryota; Metazoa; Arthropoda; Arachnida; Mesostigmata; Phytoseiidae
Gene: UQCR-C1
Product: Ubiquinol-cytochrome c reductase core protein 1
Cellular component (GO): mitochondrion
Molecular function (GO): metalloendopeptidase activity; metal ion binding
Source: RefSeq, a predicted model, not a curated record